Molecule: messenger RNA, 40159 nt
Organism: Xyrichtys novacula (pearly razorfish)
Lineage: Eukaryota; Metazoa; Chordata; Actinopteri; Labriformes; Labridae
Source: the annotation of a GenBank genome assembly
AGUUCCUGCGUGUGCGUGAAUCUGCGUGGGAGUUCCUUCUUUCGCCAUUCCGGGGUGUUGCCAGCUGCACAGCACCGUUUGCAGAGGCGUACUGGAGAGGUAGAGCCUGCGCAUCUCUUCUUUCUCCAAGGCGUCUCUUCGCCCUCUAACCUCCAGAGUCUUAUCACCCCACCCCCUCCCCCCUCCUUCACCAACACCAUCCUUGGCUAUACCAGCAUCCCUUCGCCCCCCCAUCAAAGAACACAUUUGGGAUCUAAGCAUGCCACAACAGCAGCUAGAUAUCCGCCUAUCCUCCCCCAAAGUCACCGCAGGCGCAGCAGCAGGCUUCCCCCGUCCAAGAGAGCACGGAGACUCCACCGAGUGAUGCCACUGCUGCAGCAAGAAAAACACCCAGCAACCGCGCAUACUCUCGACGCCUGCCGGAGGACCCGACACCACAGUCUCGGCCCUUGACAGAAGAGAGAGCCCCCUCCCCACCCCCUCGGCUCCGUUCCUGUCCUGACUCCAGGAUGUCCGACAGCAACGCAAGUCCCACCGACCGGGUGAUCAAAUGUAGGCAUGCCAAUCUCUGCACGGCCAGUGAGAGCUAUCUCUGUGCCUGCAAUAAUUCUGCUGUAACCCUUCUGUUUUCGAUGCUUGCAUUCUUGUCAUGCACCAGUGUCUCUUCUGCGCACGUUUCUUUUCUUUUUUAGCUCAGAGUCCAUUUCUUUUCAUCACUCUGCCACCUCAUAAUAAAAGAAGCCUAUCUGACUGGAGAGUCAUGCAUGUGUCUGAACAUUUUAGUAGAGGGAGGUGGUGAUGGAGGGAAAGGGGGAAAGGUUGGAGGAGGGGGUAAGCAGACCUAUACGACACAUCAUGGGUCUUCCCUCAUAAAUCUAUUGGAAUUCACCCCCUCACCGAGGCAUUACCCCAUUUUCCAACGAGGGGGAUGUCUCUUCCUCUAUGUAUUGCAAAUGCUUUUGUGCGACACCCUGUGCUGCAUGAUCUCCAUUUACGCGCUCCACUCCUAGCGGUGGUUUCGUGUUACUGAAUAAUACUCUACAGAGACACAGCCGGGAGAGUGAUAGAGAGAGGGAAAAUCGGAGAGGGAGAGAGGAAGAUGAGCAUCUUGUUCCAAUGAAACAUCUAGCAGUGUGACGAUGACAGCGAAAGGCAGACAUAAAGGUAAAGAAAUGUUACGCAUAACCUGCUAUCUUUGGUGUGGUGAUUUCGUUGUAGAUGCGGGCAGUGUCGUGGAGAUGAUGUUGCAUGUAAGCAACGAUGUUGGGGGAGGAGGAGGGGGGGGAGAUGCUAUGGGGGACUUAUUAAUGGGAGAGCUUUGGAUUUUUUGAGUUUUCUGCCUGACAGUUUCACAUAACUAUAGCCUGUAGCUUGCGCGUCUCAGUGGUGCUCCUGUGCUGUAUAUGCUGCCGCUAACUCUUCAGGGUGGCCUACAUUCUCGGUCUAGUUUUUUUUUUUCUUCCCCCCACUGAAUCUGAGCUAAAGUCAGGCAGUCGAAUGGUCUAAAUGGCUGACAGGCGGACAACUUUGCCAGGCCGAGUACGCACCUUCAUACCUAGGUGACUGUUUUUCAUGGUAAAGGCCAGACAAAUGAAACCAACCUGAUAUUAGCUGCUGUGACGCCUUAAAAGCACGAAUGCACAUCAUGGGUCAUUUUAUGUCGACGUUUUUCAGGAAGGCCUGAAUGUCUGACAAAAUCGUACGUUUCCCGUGCGUAUCGUUUAUACACGUCUUCGUAAAGGUUCCCCUGGUUUCCCCAUCUGAUUCCUCCAAGUGUCAAAUGAAAGAUACAUGGUGCGCGGUGUGUCAGAGCCCAUUUCCCGACAGUGAUUUUGCAUACCGCCCUAAUGGUGUAAUUGCAUCACUGGAUUAUGGAAUAUUUAAUGUGUUUAUGAAAGUGUCUGUUCCUCCUCUACGCGUGGGCGGCCAUAGGGGAGGUGAGGAGGGGCACCGUUAGGUUAUGAUCUCCGAAGCUUGCACAGAUUGCCGUGUUUAUCGGGUCACAACAAGGAUGGCAUGGCAGCGGCGCUUCCUAACACGCAGCCUGUCACAUGCAACGAAGCCUUGGCUGCUGUCUAUCCAACUGGCUUCCCUUAAUAAACUCUCAAGGUUUCUCUGCCGGAAGAAAUGGAGCUGACAGCUGGAUGCGUUGCACGGGCAUGCCCCGGUAUUCCGUGCGUGCGUGCGUCGUGCUUGGAAGAGGAUGGGGUGGGCUGGGGGCGUGGGGGUUCUUGCAGUUUUUGCACGUAGGACUUCAAGACUGCAUGCGCCUACAGUAUGGCUGUGCUUGUACGUGUGUAACUACAUGGAUGCAGCUAUGCAGGGGCGGUGCUUAAAAAUCUGGAUCCCGUGGAAAAAAAAAAUGGAUUCUAACCUGAUUAUGACUGACCCCUCAUCCACCCUGUAGUUAUUUAUCUUAACCCCACCAAUGGCUCUCCUCUGUGUGUACUGUUACAUAUUAAUUCCUGUUUUCAUGUGUGUUGUAAUACAGCUGGGCCACUGGACCUCAGCUGCUUUAACACUGGAAUUAACUUAGCGGCCUGUAUCCUCUUGCAUCAUCUAUCAUGUAUAGACACAUACACACAAACACACUAAAUUAACACGCAGAGGCACCACAGGCCUGCAGUUCAUCAGUCAGGUGAGAAUGAUUUGAUGUGUAUGAAGCUGAAGAGCGAAGGGGGCAUCAGUCAAAGAGAUGCCACUUGUGGCAAAUGGACUGUUUCAGGUACUUCCCCACAUUAUGGAUUUUAGUGAGAGGAGAGCACACAGAGAUGGAGCCAAAGGACAAAGCAAAGCUAGAGGAAUGGACAGGGAGGCAGAGAGUGUGGGGGCGAGUUGAGAGAGCGAGGAAAGGAGAGGAUGUGACAAGGCCAUGAAAUGUGCAUGCUGGCUCACUGUCAUGGGUUACUGGGACACUCGCAAAGCUUGGAGCUUUCUUUGUUGUAAAACAGAUCUAUUGGUUUUGUUUUUCUGAAUAGGGACAACUUUAGGGAAGCCAUGACAAGAUCUAACAAAUAUUACCACCAGGCAUUUGUGGUCUGAGCUCUGACUGGCUUGCUGGACAAGCAUUUUUUUUAUUAUUAUUUUGCAUUCUUUUGGUUUUGGUGACUGUGGACUUCUGAGAUAAUAUGUAACAUUAGAGACAGUAGUGAAAGCUUGUCGAAGUGAACUCCCCAUUUCGGUUUAUGUGGGUUGGCAUGGUUUCUUGGACAUACCUUGUAAUGUGCGUGCUAGUGGACCAAGCUUAACCAUCAAGUUUUUCCUUAAUAUUAUUAUUAACUCUUUUACUUCUCUUGCUAUGACUUAACUGUAUAACAUACUGCACACGACAUAACCAGAAAAGACAAUAGAGUAAAACAUAGACAGACAGACAGACAGAUAGAUAGUUUAUUGAUCCCAGGGAGAUGACAUCUAACAUAAAAUACAGCACUUGCUUUCUCAUAUCUACAGGUAAAACAUGUGCACCCCCCCCCCCCCUCAAAAAAAAUAAAAUAAAAUAAAAUAAAAUAAAAUUAAAUUAAAAAAAUACCUUAACUAAGACUUUAACGAACAACCUUUAAUGCCAAAAAUGAUAGGUAGAGGUAGACCUGCAAAUCAUCAGCAACAGCCAAUACCUGCAUUCACAAGGUCAAUUGAAAAAGUCUGCAAUGUCCAGAGCCAUGUACUAUUAUCAUAAUUCUCAUGCACUCUUUGGUAACGGUUAGCCUAAUUUUCCUUAAUCAUCAUUGGUUUUACUGAAUAUGUUGUUUUCCUAUCCUGAGUGUUAGCAUACAAAAUUUAAAAUGGUUACUAGCUAGUGUUCUACAAAAACUCUGUUAUGAUGCAUAGAAUAAUGCAGUUUAUUGUUAUUUCUGACAUGAAUAUUAGUCAGGAGGUGAAAUCUAUAGCAAAGCCCAUUAGUAAAAGUCCUCAUUAGGGCCAUUAAAAAACACAUUACUGAUCAAGUUGGCCCUGUACGUGAGACUGAAUUUGCAUGGAGUAAGAAAACUACAUGCCUUUCUUUUUGGCGUAUUUGUUGACCCAAAUAUUUAUCUUGUGUGUGUGUGUGUGUGUGUGUGUGUGUGUGUGUGUGUGUGUGUGUGUGUGUGUGUGUGUGUGUGUGUGUGUGUGUGUGUGUGUGUGUGUGUGUUUCUGUUUAAAUAAUUACAGAUAAGUAGACAGAAAUCCAGAAGUCCCUUGUGGGAUUAUUUUUUUGAGUCAACAUCUGGGAAGGCCAAUAAUAACCAAAUGUUCAUUUAAAUCGAGCAAAUUUGUUUUUCAUUUGUUGUUGUUCUUAAAAAGUUGUUUUUAUCAAUGCAAAUGUUAAUGAAAUCAAUUAAUAAGGAUAAAAGAUAAUCAGCUGUUGAAAAAGUGACAUACUAUGUCAAUCACUUAAUCACAUGUAAAGACAUUUUUUGCGUAAUUGAUUUACAGAAGGGCCAAAUACAACUGUAAAUUCAAUUUAUAAUUGCCAAAUUUUACUUGAAGUAUCACUAGAUCUCUGGUAUAUUGUAGCAAGACAUAUUAAGAUUAACAAAUCUGAAUCUGUUUGUGAUCUGAAAUCCAGAACUAAAGGUUCAACGAUGGGCUAGGUUGGUAAAGACAGACUGUUUCUAGAAUGAAAAACGAAUGAGAAAAACCUUUGGACUGAGAAACAAGAUCCUGGAUACACACAAUGAGCAUAAGUCAAACUUUCAUUUGGAGAACAGCAUCACAACGCUUUCUCAUCAAGCAUAGCUUCGGCUGGGUUUAAACACUCUUCUGACCUACUUGAAGAAGACCUUUAACCUUUCAAUACUCAGUACUUUUCUUCUCUGUCCUGUUGUAUUCUUCAUCAAAGAGCUUCCUAUGCCACUCAUGGUUCUCGUGAUUUUUUCGACUCCUACAGUCAGAAGUGGCUCAUGGCUAAAGAAUAUACUGUAUAAAGAUAAAUGCCUUAACUAAGUGCUGCAUGAAAAUAGAACAUAUAGUCCCCAGGACAGGCCAACCACAGAGAGGAGCUGCUCCAUUAUGCAGUAAAAUGUAACCAUGAUGAUUUUGGUUGAUAUUGUAAUGAUGAUUAUCACAAAUGACUACUCAUGAUUUAACAUCUGCAUCACACAUUCAAGCAACUAAAAGCCUCUUUGAAACUUUAAAAAUCUCUUUAUUCUUUGAAAAACACAAAAAUUGGAAAAUAAACUCUUUGGCUUUCUUUUUUUUCUUACUAAAACAUGUCUGUCUAACUGGAUGAGAUACAUGUUUUAAAAAAGUCAUAUGUACUACCACUGAUAGGGUCCACACAUCACUCCUGAUUUAACUUUUAGAGCUCCAGCUGAUUUUUGGUGAUAAUGAUCACGAAAUUAAAUCCUAGAAUUCAUUUGUAGUGAAGUAUUUUUACACUGUCAUAAAAAAUUGAAGGAUUUCAGCUCUGCUUACAUUUUAUCACAGGCUGCAAAUCAAGGCUAACAAAUUAGUCAGCUUGUCAAAGCUAUUAAAUAACGUCCUUUAUUAUUCGAUUACUUGUGUUUUAUUGUGAUCAGAACGAUGCCUUUCACGUUUUAGCUGCAGUCAAUAGCUUGUUAGAGCACAUGCACGUUCCUGAUCACUGCAACCUCUCUCUCGUCCCGUUCAUUCUGUCCCUCUGCUUUUCAGACACACACGAAAUCUCACACCUGACUCCUCCUGCCCCCACCUGCUGUUGCAUGAUCAUUUGCAUUGUUGUUGCAUAAAGUGUUGAUAAUUUGGCGAUCCAUCAUUAAUCUUAGCUGGAGUCACAACUUCCUCAUGUCCUAAACUUUGUUUCUUGUUGAUCAGAGCCGCUUAUGAUGAAGAGCAAGUGAGAGCUGUUUGAGGGAGAGGGGGUUAUGCCCAUGCUCUGCUGUUAAGGGAGAAAGGGAGGGUGAGCCUCAUUCAACAUGUAGGACGUAACAGGGGCCACACAGCAGGUGGCACCAUAACUGUUCAGUUUCAAUUUUCAUAUUUCCAUCAUCAUGAGGGUCCAAAAUCAUAAUCCUAAUUGAAAUCACCCAGCUCCACUAUAAAAUCUUAACCUCAUAACAAUUCACCUGCAUGUCUGCCCAUUAUGAGAUGUGAAGCCAUAAUACCACCUUAAUAGACACUGACAUGUUGUGCUGAUGCAACAGUGUGUGCAGAAGUGAGCUGUCACACCCUCUCCCCUAACAAAGACAGGCAUUUAACUUAUUGAUGAAAGGUUAAAGAUCCCUCAGCACUGUAGAAUAGAUUAUUGAUCUGAAGCAGACAGUUGUGUUUAUGAAAGUUCAAUUACUCUUGUUUAAGUGUUUGUCUUGCCAUCCCUCCUCUACUGUGCUUAAGAACUCUGUGGGAGCUCACAUUUGUCAACAGAACCACCAAUCAAUCAUCUUCUUACAACCAAUUAGCUACUUAUAGGGAUAUUCCGGAGUAAGACUAAUUUAGGGUCAAACACACCGUAACACAGAGUUAGACACCCCCUCGAGAGAUGAAUGUUGUCGACCGCUUGCUUCUCUAGUUAUACCGACUUUAGUAACGCCCGCACAAUAGCAAUACACAGCAGUCUGAGGAGCCAGAAAAAAAACCUCAACCAAAAAGCCACUCUAUAGCCACAAAUAAUGCUCAGAACAGCACCUAACUUCAUCAACAGUACAUAUAGGGUCCCAGCCAUAGUACUAGCCACCAAACAUCUUUUUAUCUUUGCCUAAUUUCUUUAGCAAAGAGACCAAACACAACUCACCCACUCUCUUCCAGCAGCCGCUUGUUUGUAGUGAGACCUCAGGCCAGUCCAUUACGGACCACAGCGGGGUGAUGCAGCUCAAGGAAGAACAUUUAUGAUCAUUUCUUUAUCAUUUUCUUGAAGUAAUAAUCACCAUAUUAAUCAUUUUGCACUGCAGACACGGUAGUUCUUCUGCCUUAGUGUCUCAGUCUGAUUGCAUUUCCAUGAAGAAACUCUGAUAACAACGAACAUGUGGACAUAAAUUACUUAUUUUAUGUGUGACUUUUAACUUUACUUGAUAUAUGAGGAGGUGGUGGGUCUAGGCCAUACACUGCAAAUGGUCAGAGGGGGGAGCUCUAAAUCUCCUGACUUCACUGUCAGGCGAAACUUCAUGCUAUUCAUUUUAAUACACAGCUCAUAGCUGUUCAAUUUUAUGUCUACUGUGUGCCACAUGAGUUGACUUCUGUUAAAGUUUCUCUUACCCUUAGAAGACCUCAGAGCAGUUCAAUGAUCAGGUGACACGCUUGUUCCUUACGGGAUGUUAAUUUCAACCUUAUCUAUCAGCGUUACAGGCAUAACACAGGACAGCUAAAGCAGAGAGCACUUUUGAAGCUCAAUAUGAAACAAAGGUUUGGUCCCUGUGGCUCACAUGGAAAAAACUGGUCCCCAUUGAGAAAUGAUGGUUCAUUGUGGAGAGGCAAUACUCAUCAUUUUAGAGUCUUGACCUUUCAAACAUAUCAAUGAAUAUGUGAAGAGUGUUCACUGUGGGCCGAGUGCAGUCAUAUCUAAUAUUCACACAUGCAUGUAUGCAUUCAUGCAUGCACCUACCCUACUAACACACACUCCUCUUCUCUCUUUCUCACACACACACUAAUACACACGCACACAAAUGCUAACACAUCACCUCUGGCUAGGCUCGGGGCACACUGGGCAUAUUUCCUUUUAGUGUAACAUGCUGUCCCAUUCCCUCACGGUCCCCUCAGAGCCAUGUGUGAACUGUGUUGGCUGUGUGUGCAGGCAUGUGUUUGACUGUUUGUUGGAUUUUGUUUUAUCCUUGUGUGCCAGGGGUCCCACCUUGACAGGUCUGUGUGCUCUUAGGGGAGGGUGGCAGGGCAAGGGCUAUUAAUAGAGAAGGUACUCCAGAGAGAGAGAGAGAGAGAGAGAGAGAGAGAGAGAGAGAUUGUCUAAUGAGGACAGGCUGUUAGGGGAUGGGCCGUUGUUUCUGUGUGUGUGUGUGUGUGUGUUUGUGUGUGUGUGUGUGUGUGUGUGUGUGUGUGUGUGUGUGUGUGUGUGUGUGUGUGUGUGUGUGUGUGUGUGUGCAUAUACAGAUGGUCCUUCAUGUGUGUAGUGUGCAUAAAUUGAACAACUUCAAACACAUCUUAACUCGUCCCCCCAAACUACCUUCAAAGACCAGUGGAUCUAUGUUCGCUGAUUUGGGUCAAAGAUGGUGGAUGAACACAGACACUCGGAGACACAAAAUUCAUGUGAACCGUUGCGUUUCUUCCCUCAUGUCUUUUUUCUCCUCCCAAUCACUUCUCUCAGUCUCUCAUCCCUAAGUUUUUCCUCUCCUUCAUUGAGUCACGCAGAGACAGGAAGCAGUAAAAUCUGACCUCAAGAGGUGUCUGUGCGUGUGUUCUCACAAACACAGACUCGUCAUUGGUUCUAGUUCAUCCUCGUGGACAGAUUGUCCUGAUAUUGGUGCAUGUUGCACCUACGGGGCUUCAGGCUGUCUGUGUUUCUGAAAUGACAUUUCUGUAGCCCCUGCAGAAAUGAUCUCACUUUAACUUCUUUAACUGCAAAACAUCAAAAAUAAUCUCUCUCUUGUGGCUAUCUGACAUUCAGCUGACUGGGAGGCACAAGUUUACACUCCUGUUUGGCCAUAUCUUGCAACACUUGGAGGACAGACAGAAUAAUGGCAGAUGGAUGGUUGGUGACAUCCCCAGUCAUUUCUGCAGCCUGUCUGUUCUCAUUUGCUAUCACUUCCUCUAUCCUUCACCAGACACUGUCACUGUGAAUGGUGGCCUCGUGUUAUUAAACUGAUGAAAUAUCCUCAUAAUUAACUAAAGCCAUUAGGAAGGAUGCACACACAAUAACAAGAUGAUUCUGAUCAGAUUCUGCUCCGUUAGGCUAUUAGGCCAGCCCAAACAAAUUUAGGAGAUUUGGUUGAAAGCCGUGUCAAACAUUUUCUCACCGGCUCCCCCUCGCUGCUCUGUGAAGUGGAGAUUUUUGGCUGAGCUAGCGAUUUUUUUGUGCUUAAAAAUUCCACACCAGGCAGCUUGGUUGUGGAGAGGGGGCUGGAAGACAAAACCAGUACAAAGCGAGCCAGCUAGAAGAAAAGCUCUCACCUUUUUACUCAUUUUACAUCCCUCAGCCCAGCUCGACUCACACACUCUCAUCCAGCAUGUAGCGGCUUGCUUCUGUGAGAAUGAUAGCUGCAGAUAAAUUACUUUUGUUAUUUUUUACUUCACUUGCCCUCACAUCAGCAUGAAGCUCACUGUGUUUUUCACCGACACUCAGGGAAAGAACAGCACAGGCUGUACUGCCAUCAAGUUUUUUCAGUCACACUUUAUAUGAACCCACUUCUUAUCAUGCAUCAUGAGCACAUUUAUAUGAACUCAUUUUAUUGCAUCUACAAGGCUUUCUAAUACUCCUGAAAGGUGAUGUUAAAUAUCUAUAACAGCUUAUAUUAAUGUGUUUGAAGUGGUUAUAAAGGUUCAUACAGAACUCAUUCAAUUCAUCACAUUUAUUAGCAGAAUUUUGGGGCUGUAGCUUCAGAGUCACACAAAUACUUCACAACAAGAAUAAAUCUUUUUUUUUUUUUAUAAUUAAUUUUUUUAUUUUUUUAUUUUCAUUUUCAUUGAGGUGUAAUUCAUAGUGAAACCAUAUCUUUGUAAGGUAUCAUGCUCACUGUUUACAACACUCCAUUAACAUUGCUAUAAGUUGUUAUGAAUAGAUUAUCACUCAAAAGGAUUGUUAUAAAGUCUGAAAAUGCAUUUAUAAGGCCUUAUAAACAUUCUUAUAAUGCACCAUAAGAGGUUGGCUCAUAUUAAGUGUUACUAUUUUCUCUUUAAGUCAAUCCAUUCAGCAACAUCAUAAUGCAGAGAAGCCACCUUUUUUGUUUGAGCUUACUUAAUGACAAGCUCACACUUAAGUCACAUUACUGAUAUCUGGAUUUGUUUGAUAAGUGAUAUGGAAGUCUCUCUGAUGUACAUUUUUUCUCUUUUUAUCAACCGUUUGAUCUCGUUAAUGUCCUGUUUUUGUUUAUUAAGAAAAUGCACAUCAUUAACGUUACUUUCAUUGCGUUAUCCAGCUGGCUGGUUUUGUAAUGCAAUUAUUAGUAAAGAUCCUCAGAAGCAUAACAAUGGGUUACACUGUAGUUAUUCCUCAGACAGCCAUGUAUAGUUCAUAUAUAGUAUGUAUUGUGGUCAGGCUUUAUAAGCUCUUGUUGUGAAAUCUAUGUUUACUGGUUUACCUAGUCAAAGUGAUUACCAUGGCAACUUUUUCAAAAUGUGUCUUAUUGAUAAAUCUUCUAUCUAUCUAGCUAACUAGAUUGAUAGAUAGACAGCGCUAUAUGUUAUUCUAUUAAAACAGCUAACUGGAUCUGACUGAUGUUUCCAACCAAUGAUCAAUCAAACAGCCAGCUAGUUUCACCUUUCUAUGACAAAUAUCGAAGAGGUUAGCUGACUAAGGAGGAUAAUGAUAUUUAUAAGAGAGAGUAUUGCUACUUAAAUACACCAAUUACAGUAAUAACACCAACCAAUGAGAAUCAAAACUGCCGACCUCUGGUGAGUAUUUUACAGUAUUAUGUGAAUGUCAAGGGGGUAAUAUUUUGGCUCAAUUUGGCUGGCUGAAAAUUUUUCAUUAUUAGGUCUAAAUUGAAGAAAAUUGUAUAUAAAUUCAUUUUUCCAUGUACAUCAAAAUCUUAUUUUCAUGAUUAUCUUAGCUAGCAACAUGUUUCAGUUGAAUAUUUAAAGAAAUAAUACAUUAAAAGACAAAUACUUUAAGUUUGCCGUAGAAACCACAUAAUUCUGCACAUACCAUAGUUAAUAUCAAAAGUCAGUCAGUAUCUGUUUUAGAUUUGAUUUGAUGGGAAAAUCAUAUUUUCAUUUAGAAAAAGAUAACAGUAAUGUCACCUUGUGAGGGCUGAUGCCAUUAAUCAGUCCAAUUAAUCAGCUCACCAAUUAAUCGUUCUAUUCCCAGAGAGGACACUGCUGGGUGAAAGUUCUUCAUGAACUGAGCUGAGAUAGAUCUGAUCUGGUCUCAACCAGUCUCAACACUGCAAGCGCCCGGUCACAGUAAGCUGGUUUAUGAGCAUAUUACACUGUGAAGUGUUUGCAGUUUCUUUGAUACAAGCUCAAGAAUGAAAUGUUAUGGUAUUUACAUUUUUGUAAUGAAAAUAUGUGUUGAUAGCAGUUUUUAUAGGCUUUAUGUUCUUUUAAACUUAAAUUCCCUGAACAUGUCAAAUCUUCCAGUCCCACAUUUUCAUGACGGACUUGACCAAAUCUGAAAAUAAAGUCAUUAAACUUACAAAUAACUGAAUUUAGAGGAAAAAUGGAACAUAACAAAGCUUCAUUAUGUAAAAUGAAUAACUUAAUGAAAAAGGAUUUUAUUGGGUUUGUGCUUUUGUUACAUCAUACCCUUGGCUGAGCCACUUUGUCCUGACUAAAAUAUCCAAUUGUGGUGUUUUUUUAGAGCUAUCCAUGGUAGCUAGAUGAUGACUCGGGUUGGCCGCCUGAUAAUUCAUGUAUUGCAAUAAGGUUAAAUAUAAAUGAAUUGGCAUAUCAUUUGGUAUAAUUUGAAAAUAUUUGGCACAGUUCACAAAUCCUGGUGCAUAAUGCCUUCCUUUAUUAUAGCAUCAUCCUCCUGUUGAAACACGUUCAGUAAGAAAAGGCUUGAUAAUUUACAAAUCCAAACAGCCCUGAGUCUGCUUUUCAUUUGUAUGCUAACUAAAUCAUCAGACAUUAAGUGAAAAGCACCUUCAUAGCUCAUAUGUGUUGGUAGUUAAUGUGUCUUUUCUCUUUUUCCAAAGUUUGGUUCCUUCCCCAAGCUUGGUGUCUCUGCUGCUCUCCUCUCUCAUACCUGCCCUACUUUCACACUGCUCACAAAAUUUACGAGUUUCACACUCCUUCUCUCUUGCUUCGCUUGCUCUCUCUCUCUCUCUCUCUCUCUCUCUCUCUCUUCAUUUCUCUGUCUCUUUCACACUGAAACAACACAGACUGAAAGCCUCAGGUUGAUCUCAAACCACAGUAUACUAAAUAUACUGUAUAUCACCCCGAGUUUGUUUAGCCCCAUCUUUAACUGCAGUUUUUUUUUUAGAAAUGAAUGAUCACUUACUGUAAUACAGACACACUGAGAUGCAUAAUCAUUAUUUUUGGCAUAUAUUUCUUGCACCUAAAUCUUUUAAAAUGAUCACUCUGUCUCAAUCAUGGUGAAAAAUGGUUUUAAGAUCUGCUGUUUUCAAGUAGAGGGAAACAGAUCUUGUUUCUUUAUAUGUCCCAAAGGACCUUGGGUCUCCUAAGGUUGGUUUUGAUAAAGGGAUGUUUACUGGGGUUUGAGUAAGCUAAAGGGGCUUGAUUAAUGAACAGGUACAUAUACAGUUUAUUUCAAUGUUAGCGCAGAAAUAAAACAGGCUUGCAUCCAGACAAAAAAGAGAAGAAAACAGAAAGAUGACCUUUGGAAAAGGACAGAGAUAUAAGAUCUGGCUGCUUUCAAAGAGCCACAAUUUACAUCUCUUCGCUGUGCUAUCGCUGGUGGGUUCAUUCUAGGCAUGUUCGCCCACUCUAUAUGUGGGCCUCACCUUGGUCAAAGAGCGCCUCUGUCUUCCCUUGUGUGCGAGUUUAGCUGAGAUCACUCAAUACAGAGUGAGUCAGAAAACUUGAAUAAAUUAAAUCAGGUUCUUUUUCACAUGUGGCAUCUUAAAAAAUAAGGGGUAAUAUGAAGUAUUGCUCUUACAUCUGAGAUUCUUUUUUAACCAAGCAUAGUUUCGCCAUGUCAUCUGACAUGCUAUAGACUUGUGCCUCUACACAUGUCUGACAACAGGGGCUGAAAUUUUGCAUCAAACACCUUCCUUUUACCUAAAAACCAUUUGUUUGGGUCAGGUGAGGAGGGAACCUGGGCAGAUCAUAGGUUAUAAAUACAAACCAGCACACCUCAGACUGUGUGUAGCAGGGGAGUGUCAUGAAACAGUCAUAGUAAACAAAUCCUGACUUUGGUUUUUCAAGAUGAAUCCCACCUGAGAGGAAAUUUUGCAGGAGAAUUCACUGUUUUGUUUCCAUGUUACUGUUUUUUUUUUUUAUUCCUCAUGACUCUAACAUGAAUGACCAGUUGAUUGAGAUUGAUUGAAGAUUCAUCCGGAUCAUUCAUUUGGCAUUACCGGCUGAAAUAUGCUGAUGUUUCAGUGAUGAUGACAUAAAACCAUGCAGUGUAGUUUCAUGUAGCCGUUGAACUACUUUUACUGUAAAAAGUACCAUGUGAUCAUCACAUUAAAAUGCAAUGAUGAAACUCACUGUGAAAGCUUACUGAAGGCUCUCUCUGUGGCCUGAAAGAAGGACACAAAAGCAAGGAAGAUUGCAAGAGAGAAAAAGAAGGCGAAAAUAAAAACAGAAAAAGAAAGGGCAAGAGGAGAGAGUGUAAAAGAGAGACGAAGUGACAGUGUGAAAGCGUGUGUGUGUGUGUGUGUGUGUGUGUGUGUGUGUGUGUGUGUGUACAUGAGUGAGAGAAGGAGAGAGAGAGAGAAAGAGAAAGAGAGAGCCAGGCCUAGUUUUUAGUUUGUGAUCUAGGCCAUUAUCUGUGUUAGCACUGGUGGGGCUCCAAAAGGCUCUGUGGAUCCUGCAUAACAAUACCUUUUAUGAGCUUGAAUGUGUGUGCAUACUACUGCAAGCUCAUGAACACACAAAUGCAAUCAUGCAUGUUAACAGCAUUGUUCCAGACAUGAUGUACGCAUGCGCCCAUGCACCUCUGCCUUUUGUUUAUUGUCACUGAGUUUGUGCCAUUUUGUUAAGACCACUUAGCUGUGUGUGUGUGUGUGUGUGUGUGUCAGUGUGUGCAUGUGUGUUUUAAUGAGUGUGUCUCCAUAUUUGUGUAUGAGACUCCUCACGUGCAGCUGUGCACUCUUGCUGUAUCACCCCCGUCGUCAGUCAACCCCCCUCUCCAGCAGCGCCCUGGGGGCCUUCAUUAUGUAAGAAAGACAUUACUGCAGAACAGAGGCAGAGAGGCAGAGAGACAUUACUGCAGAACAGAGGCAGGCAGCUCUGAUAACUCUGGCAGCCCCUGCUUCAAUACAGCCCACCUCAGUAACACAAACACACAUGCACACACACUCACCACACCAUCCACACACUCACACGCUCACUAGCAGUCAAACCUGAAGCUGUGUGAUGAAGAAAAUGGUGAGGAUUGACGGUUUCUUAUCUUUGUGGUCCAGCUUGUUUAAGAAUACAACAUAUAUGAUCAAAACCCAAAGUUAUGAGGAAUAAGCCCCCACACAUUUGUGCAUGUUGUGUUGUGCAGUGGCUGUGUGUAGCAGACACAAGUGCAUCAGCAGGUGUUUCUAUCAGCAAGACCCUAACGAACCUAUAGAUGUGUUUAGGCCAAGGUUCACAGCAUUCAAUUCAAGACGCCUACAGAUAAGACUGUAUAUGUAGUCUUUAUUAUGUAGUACUAACCCUAACAGUUACAUGGAUGUCAAUGGAAUUAUACAGUAUUUUGGCUAAAUCUGGCCAAGACUGUAAUCAGGUUAUAGUCUGUAAAUCUGUGUCUUUUGACUUAUUCAUCAAACCUUUGUAAUUUAAAGCAGAUUUAACACAGCAUAUGAGAAGUAGUACAGCAUGUGUUUUAGCGGGUGGUUAGUGUCUAUAAUGAUCUGAUUGGACUGGAGCUGUCAUUAAAACCUGUGAAAUUUACAUUGAACUGGACAUUAAAUAUGAGAGUUGGUAUUGCCUCUUUCCACUAGAUUUUGUGCCCCAACCACCUAUAAUGUAAUUUUUAUAUAUGUGAAAUUUAGAGCAUCAUGAACCUUGUUUUAAGGAGUUACGACAUCAUUAAAGUCCCACUCGGAUCGUUUUUGUUCACUACUUAAAGUGUUCUCAGUGGUCUUUAAACUGUGAUCAAGAAGUUUUUAGCCAAAAUCACGUUAUUUUCAAGGACUUUUCUUCUGCAGAGCUCCAGUAUCUUAUUAGCAAUUUGCCUCUGAGUCGUGGGCGGAGACAGCGCUAAUCUGCACACUCGACGCUAGCUUGCAGCCUAACAUUGCCAGUGUAGUUGAAGUAGCAGGUAGCAUAGGACACUAAUGUUUUUAGGGUCAUGAUAAAAGUUAAUAUCAUAAUUAGCUUUCUUAUGAGCAUUGCAAUCCGAUACCGCACACGGUUGUUCCAGGAUUUUCCUCUCUAUUUCUCCAAGUCUGGCCUGCAUAGUGGGGCUCCGGGGGGCAGAGCUUGGAUUUGUGACGUCAGAAAUCUUGCUGUAUCUGAGCCUGCCGUUUGGGUCUGCCAGAGAUUCACAGCGAUUUGAAUGUAUAAAUACUCAGAAAUGCAAUUUCGCAUUUAUUUUUCUCAUUAUAUGUCCUGUAGCAUCAGAAAAAAGCCAUGCGAACAUGUAAAAAUCAAGAAAACCAUGAUUUUCAUUGGAGUAGGUCUUAAAAGAACAACAAUAGCUGUGUGUUUCAAUCCAGGGGCUGUAGCCUUUGAGGACCACAUCUGAAAAAUCAAACUACAUUUUGAAAUAAUUGUAUUUUGUCUUUAACCCUGUCGUGAGCUGUACCAAUGCCAUAAAAGACAGAGGUUGAAAUUUUAAACUAUCUUUAAAAUGUGUUGAGCUAAUUAUCCUAGCUGGUAAGAUAGGUAGCCACCUGUUGCUGAGUGACAAAAGUGGCACAAAGUGACGCCAUCGUCAGCUCAGCUCCUUUAUCACGCAAUUCUCAAAAGAGCACUAACCAGCCAACACAGGCAACAGCAGCUGAGUCCUUCAAGGACUGGGUUCUCAGAAGGCUCCAGCCCCUGGAUUGGGGCACAGCCAAUGUUUGCUGGACCUCCAGGGAAGAAGUCUUUGGACAAUAAUGCCUUUCGUACGUCUUAAAGCUGUUCUGACACUUACUUGCUACUUUUGAUUGGUUUGUAAAGUUAGCUGAGUUUUUGAGCGUGAAUUUUAUUUAAUCACUUAAAUCCAGGUAAUAUAUUAUGUUUUAUUUGAUGGUGAACCCUCUUUCUGUUUCUUCUGCAUUCACACACACAUUCCAACUCUCCCUCUACUACCCAAAUAUCUGUGAUAGAUGUCCUCUACCCUUUCUCCAUCGUUACCUCUUCCCGUCCCCAUUUCUCUUUUUACCUUAAUUUAACUUUCAUCUCCUCUUUGUCCUUUCUAUCCCUCCCCAACCCCCUCUCCAGCGGUCCCCUUCCCCCUGGCCCACAGGCUUACCAUGAAAGAGGUUUUUGACACUGAUGGCCGGCCGAGGGUGGACUUGCUCAAAGCUCACCUCACCAAGGAGGGUCGUCUUGAGGAGGCCGUGGCUCUUCGCAUUAUUGAUGAGGGCGCUGCCAUCCUUCGUCAGGAGCGCACUAUGUUGGAUAUUGAGGCGCCAGUCACAGGUAUUGUCCAGUGAUGAAAAUAAGAGUGGGAUUUCAGGUCAGAAAGCAAAACCUGAUAUUAUUGAAAAAAAGUGUUCAAGAGUCUGUGAUUUAAAAAGUUACUGUUUAAAUUUCAAACAAAGACCGAACAGAGGAACGAAGCUGAUUAGUAAAAGGCAAAAAUAUCUUUCAUCAUGUUGUGUUAAUAUUAUAGUCACUGAUUAAUUAAUUUACCACUCUUGUGAUAUGAACUGUUGUUCAGUCACAUUUCACUGUGAGAACCAAUUGGCAAUUAUGCAACACACAACUCAGUAUAGCUUUGGUAAUAUCUGCACACAUUCAUUGCCAGAGAAAUUAUAUGAGUCGAGGAGGAUGUCUGAAGGAGGAGGAGGGGGAGUUGAGAUCGAUGAAGAACAAAAUGGAAAACAAGUUUUUGAGACAGUAGCACAGAGGGUAGACAAGCAGGCAGGCGGACUCAGGCCCUCUCAACUUCCUGACACUGCUCAGUUAUAACAUACCUGUGUAUCUGUGUUUAUGUGUAUAUGUGUGUGUGUGUGUACAUUAAUGCAAAUGUGAGCGGUGAGAUAAUUCAAUGUGGGUUGUUGUGCCCACGCACUGUGGGAACACCACUCGGCUUUCACAGGUACAGUUCCCCGGGGACAGGGACAGAUAGACAGGCAGAUGGAGAGGCAGUUGAUCAUAAGCAGUUUAGUGCAGAGGUUUUCAAACCUGCUCAAUCCCAAUGAGCAACAUAUCGAUCUCUGUUUCAAACUUUCUUCACUUUUACAGAUUCUGCCCCAGAAACACCCACCUGAGAAUUAGCUAUGAUUAGAAAUAGCCAACACAUUUCAAAGAUGUAACAACAGAGAAGCCGUACAGGAUCUUGUAUUGAGGGCUUACUGUGCAUCUGAUGUUGAGAGGAAGUACUUUGAUGAAGUCUCUCUGACAACGGUCGAAUACAGACAAGUGAACCAACAGGCAGGUUGAAGGCUGAAAUUUUAACUGACAGGCUUUUUAGGAUGUCACCCGAAGGCUGCUGGGAAAAUACUGUGGCAGGUAUGAGGAGGCAGACAGGUACAGCUCAAUGUCACUCAUGCUGUUUUACAUCCCCAAUUCCCAGUUUAAAUUAAAGCAAAUGCUUAGGAGUAAAGGGCAAAAAUCAUACACUAACAUGAUGAGCAGAUGAAGAGACAAGCGAGCAGAUAUGAAAUGGCCACAGUGAAGCGGCUGCAAAAGGGAACUAUGACUUCAAAUACAAGUGAAAAGAGAGGCCAGACAGAUGGUUAGGGAGGCGGAUGGGAAAAUGUAUGUUGCCAGACUAUACAGACAGUCCUGACGUCUCACAAAUAUGAAAUGUUCAGCAUGUGAAGCCGAUGAUAAAUUAGAGUCCAAUUCAACUUAAUGAUUCUUGGAUCAAAUCAGUGGGAAAUGAUCUGAAAUACAGCCACCAGAAUGUAGAAAAUCUGUUUUUCUGAGUUGAAGCAUGUACAGUGAAAAUAAAAUAGGCCCAAGACCACUUCCUUGAGGAACACCACAUUUAAAAUCAUGUGUCUGACACACAGAUCAAGGCUGACAAAAACUGUUUAAAAGAUAAAUAACCAAGGGGAAUUUUCUUACCAGAGAUUUGUGAAAUGAAGUAUUUUUGGAGUCUAUGACAACAUAUUAAUUGUGAGAGGCCUUUUUAAUCCCUGAUGCAGGGUUAGAGUUAAGAGUAAACUAAAAUUGAUGAUAUGAGUGAUACUAAUUGCCUGUUUUCUUUUUUUCUCAAGGGGAGCAAUGAUUCUAGAUUUACUACCAACACAAAGAUGUCUAUGAUAUUCUAAUGUUGUUUAUUUUUUACAGUGUGUGGAGAUAUUCAUGGCCAAUUCUUCGACCUGAUGAAGUUGUUUGAAGUUGGGGGUUCUCCUGCCAAUACACGCUACCUCUUCCUAGGGGACUAUGUGGACAGGGGCUACUUUAGUAUUGAGGUGAGGAUGGACACUUAUUCAGGACACAUGCUUUGCUAUCACAUUUACCUGUCUUCAUAUUACCCUGGGUGUAAAUGUAUUUUACUCCAUUGACUUACACCAAAAUCUAGAUCUGUAUGUCACAAACUUUCCUUAACUACUGAGCUAUGGUGUUAUGCAGUCAAUGUAAUCUUAAGAAAACCACAAUAAUAAUAUGAAAAUGUGCACACAGACAAAAAAUAAAUUAAAAAUAAAGAGGUAAUUCAAGAUCUGUAAAGAAUAAAAGGAGCGGGUGUCCUUACACAAGAAAAAUGUAACAUUGACAUAGAGUUUGGAGGGUAGGGAGCAUGAUUUGGGCCACCUUCCUAAAACAUAUCAAGGGCAUACUGAAAAGGUGCGCCCUUGUGGAGAAUAGUUCAUACUGGGCUGAGGUGAGAUAACACACUGUGAGCAAUUCAAAGUAACAAAUAGGAAUAAAAGCAUGUUGGAUGAUUUUAUAUGUUAAAAGAUGUAGGACACGGCCACAGCUGUUCUCAAUUCAUUUUUUACUGUUGACACAAUCUGCACACUCUUAUCCAAGAUGGUUCUUAUCACAAUCCUGUUUGUGUCUGUCUUAAGACUUGGGGGAGGACCAAUUCAUUUCAUCUCAUUUUAUUUGGGCUCUGGAUGGCUCAUUCAGAACAGGAAUCUCUGGCUUCCUUGUAAAUCUCAGAGCCUUUCUGCAGAUGUAGUUUGAAUUAAAUGAGGACAAUUAAAUGGGAAAUGACUCCAGCUCUUACUAUGUGUUUUUGCUGUGGUAUAUGAUAUAUGUUCACUGCCUUACAUGACUGCAGUGAGAUGAGGAAACACACUCUUUUAUUUUCAUCUGGUUAAUUUCAAGCUUAGGAGAUAUUUCAAAAAUCAAUUCUGGAGGAUUAUAGUUAUGGCUUUAUAGUUUUCAGGGAGACAUAUAUUUUUCAAAUUUUUAAAACAUUCUCAUGUUUUCGAAAUUAAUUAGCAUUUCCAGAAUUUAUAGUGUUCUCUAAAUUUAUUCUUGUUUCCUAAAUAUUUUUGUGUUCAAGUGAAAUAAUUUUGUGCCUAGUUUCAUGUUUUGGGGUUUCAUGAACCUCUUUGCAUUUCAUAAAAUAUUUUUUGACAUUUACAAUAUUUUUCUUAUCUCCUUCCUAAAAUAUUUGUGCCAUUGACCUUUAGGGCCUCCGUAGCAAGCCUAGCUUAAUCGGACACAUAAAACUAGUUGGCACGAAAACCCAUAAUUCAGUCACUGACACAUAAUUUGUUAAUGUUCUAUAAAUAUAGAAAUAAAAAUGGUCAAAGUCAUGAAGCAGCAAGCUUCUCAUAUAAAGAUACAAUCCCUCUAUCAUGCUGGUGUGACUAGACUUCACUGGGUUUAAAUUAAAACCAAUUUGCAUCACGAGAAAAUACACAUACUUCUGUAACAGUUGUGAAUCUUUGCUGCGUUUAAUGAUGUUAGUGUAGUGCUGCUCAACCCUAACCAUGCUGUCAUUCUCUCUCUUCCCUUCUUAACCCCCAGUGUGUGUUGUACCUGUGGUCUCUAAAAAUCCUCUACCCAAAGACGCUCUUUCUUCUACGGGGAAACCAUGAAUGUAGACAUCUGACGGAAUAUUUCACUUUCAAACAAGAAUGUGAGUAACUCUUAUAUUAUCAAAAUGUCACUUUCUGCUGUUUUUGCCCCUUUCGUAAUCCUAGCUUAAUUUUCUGUGUCAGUUGAUAUGAGUGAAAGAAAUAAAGAUACAGCUUGAUGUGAUUGUUUGGAGUGACUUCAGCUGCUCUGAGAUGCAACAGUUGAACUUGACAAAAAACUACACCUGUGUCAGUUCUAUAAGCUCCAUAUUGGUUAGCUUAAGUAGGCUAAAAAAUCAAAGUGUCAAGAGAUCACCUGUGGCAGGCUCUGACUGAAGUCAAUCCUAAUUAUAUCCCAUACAAGUUACAUUGGCAUGGCCGCCAGUUUUUGACACAAUGCUCUAGAAAAGCAGCUCAAAUGUUGGCAUGGUGUUACUAUGUACAGUGUUUCAGGUUUGCAAAGGAGAUAAUCUAACAAAUUCCUUUUCUUUAUGGAUCGACAAUCAACUCAAAAGUGACAUUCAGAAAUAUUUAAAUCAAGUAAAUGCUGUCUGUUGAGCCACUAAAAUGAUGUGCCUCAAUAAUGUAAGUGAAUGUAAGUCUUCGACCUCCCAGUUAACACCACUUUGAGUGAGAAGCAUUGGUCUGAGCUCAGGAGUUUUACAUUUCCACUAGAAAUGUGUCACUUUCAAAGUGUGAUGUUAGCUAGGAGUUGGUUAAGCGCUGAUGUCAGAUGUUUUCAUUUAGUUUUGCGAAUGACUGUCCUCUAAUAACCCAUUACAUAAAGCCAAGUCCCAAAAGCUAUUCAACCAACGCACAGUUAACAAAACUGUUAAUUAGUUAAAUAUCCAACUAGCUUUGAAUCCGAAAAAUACGCUAGGCCUGGACAUCAUGGCAUUGUUUUUUUAUGUGUUUUCCAAUCCCUCGCUAUAGUGCCAUCAUCCUCUCCAAAUGUGGUUAUUUACAGCUCCAGUAAUCUAACACAGCCAUGACCACAGUGCCAACUCAAAGCUUUAUGCGUUUGACAAACCAAUAAAUUACUUCAUGUGGAUUUUGUCCAUUAUUAUACAGUGGGUGGAGAUGUUUAUGUUGCCAAAACAAGAAGGGAGCAAAAAACCUGAAAUGUUUCAUUUCAGUUCUUUUAAAAUAUUUUGCUAUCCUCACCAUAGUGGGCUGUUUGCAUACAUGCCCCUUUACUCAAAGCUGUCCUUGCAUAACUAAAUGACGACUCAGUAAUGCCAACUCUCCAAGUCUUUUGGAGCCGAAUCCUUCCUGCUAACCCCAAAACACCUGCUGCUGAAAAUAAACCAACGGCAUAUGGACUAAACUUAAAAUUGAGAAACCCACUUGACACUCAUUAAUUGUGACCAUUUACUGAUACAAAUACAGCUUUGAUUGUAAACAGCUGCUGUUUGACUUUUGCUAUGAUUACGUGGCAGAGCUGAGUACAUAAUAAAUACCUGGAGGUAACUUCAAAAACCAAUUCAAACGUAAUAUCAAGAAAAAUAGAUCUUACUUUGCUUCCUUAAUAGAGAGAAAGAGAUGGGGUGAGUGUUGCUUGAGAAGAAACCUAUAAAGACUGGAUAACUGUUGUGUGAAAUUUGGCCUACUGUAGGAUUUGGCAAUUAUUCUUAAUCUCCUCAGUUAUCUUCUCCAAGCUUUCUCCUCAUCUAACGUUCCAUCGCCCCUCUUUCCCCAGACCCCCCUCUACACAUUUUCUCCCUCCAUACACUAUCUUCUAUUUCUCUUCCUCUUCAUCUGUCCUCCAUCUUUUCCUCCCUCCCUGAGUCUCUGCCUCUCUGACUCUCCUCGUGUCCUGUCCGAGAGUGGGUGAUUAGCAGCAAAUUAAUUUGGCCCUUAAUGAUUGGCUCAGGGACUCACUCCUCUGUGUCUGAUUGGCCAAGGGACAAGAAAGCUAAUUUCCCUUGGUGCUCGUGGCGAAUAGUGGUCGCCCUCAAUUACCAUCUGCUGUGUGUGUGAAAGGGUGUAUGUGUGUGUCAGUGUACCACAAAUGUGUGCAAGUACAUGUACUAUGAGUGCAUGUGUGUGUAAGACUGUCUUCAUAAAUGUUUAAAUGUCUGUGUGUGUGUGGAAGGAGCUGAAAACUGGUGGACUCGCAGUAAUGAGCUCUAUCUCUAUAUGAGGCAGAUGGAGAAGCUGACAAACACACUUUCUUUUUGUCACACACACACACACACACACACACACAAACACACACACACACACGCACUGGAAAAUCUGGCUACUGUACAGUGGUAGUCCACAUUAGUUGCUUUUUAUUCUUCCUCUUUACUUAUUCUGGUCUUAAUUUCCCCCACUUCUCAUAUCUCAUACAAUAAACCUCUCUUCUUCUUUCUUUAGAAAUGUAUUUUUGCGCUUUAUUCUCCACCUUUCGAUUUUAAUCUGUGAUGUUGUGGUUCAGAUGUAUUAUUCUAUCCAUGUGUGGUCUGUACUGUAAAGAUGCUGUGAAUUCCAUAUAUGUACUGAUAUAAAUGCACCCGUGAGGCUUAUAAUAAACUCAAUGAGUCAUAAUAAGCAUUCACAACAACUUAUAGCAAUGUGUUUUGAGCAGUGAGCAUAAUGCUGUAUAAAUAUGUGGUUUAUAAUGCACCUUAUACCUUAAUGCAACUGAAAAAAGUGAUCAUAAAAUGUAUUCUUGUUGUGAAGUUGUUGUCUGACACUUUACUCACAGACACAAAGUGAUUUAUAAAUGUGUUACAAAAACAUAUGAUUGUAAAUAACCUCAAACAGUGCCGUCACUUACCCAAAAAUGCUAAUUUUUUGCUUUAUAUUGUUCCUCUGAUAGCUUUUUAGCAUCUUACAUGAACUAGAGUUCAACAAAUUCUAAACAUAUUUCAGCUUCAUUUAAGGAAGCUGAAAUUUGCCCUUUUAAGGAGAUCGACUGUCUGGUGAUACCCAAUGUUGGGGAAGUUACUCCAAAAAAGUAAUUCGUUACUGAUUACUCAUUACUUCUGAAAAAUGUAAUGAAAUUACUUUACUCAUUACUUCAUUUGAAAAGUAACUUCACUACCUAUUACUUUACUUUCCUGUUUUUUAAUCUACCGUUCAGAUACAUGCACAAACUUCAUAGCGCCAUAACUUGGUAUUUAUUGAAUAAAUGUAUACAAAAUACAUUAUGUAUUUAUGGGUCGGCUGCUGAUCAACUCCCUCGGUUUGCCGGAGAGCAGGCUCUUUCGCCACAAGUUUUGUACUGGCAUGAACGUUAGUCAAAUGUUUGGCGAGGUUGCUCAUAGACUUUGCAGAAGUUGAAAGCUGUCUGUCGCCGGGACAUAUGGUGCAUUUUACUCUUAUAUUUUUGUCCUUACGAGCAGCAAAUUCAAAAUAGUGACUAUAUCGCCAGUUUCGCCACUUAGCAAAGCCGCUCUCACUCUCCGUGUCCGUCUCCAUUUUCCCUCUUCCCGCGCAGGCGCGCACCACGCAACUCUAUCACUAUGGCAACGCUCUGGCGUCACACACACAGGCAGGCAGCGCGUCCGCAUGCAGGCACCGCUGACGGAUCCAGACUAUUCACAUUGGCAAACAGAGCUUGGUUAACGCAGGAAAUCGCGUUCCUCUGGUCUAGUAAAGUAGUGUAGUUACUGAUAUUUGUAAUGUAGCGCCCUACUUUAUUUCGUUACCCCAAAAAAGUAAUAUCGUUAUGUAAUUCCGUUACUUUGUAACGCGUUACCCCCAACACUGGUGAUACAACAUUUUGAACAAAUCUCAAUUCUCAUAUGCACAAGCCAUUCAGAGCACCCUGUAUCUGAGGAUUACGUAAACACACAUCAACCUUUUGGUCUAAAGCUUUGGUCAUGUUUAGUACUGACAUCCAGUAUUUUAACCUAACUCUUCUUUUUGAAAUACAAACAAAGCAUAAAACAACGUCUUCAGAGCACCUAAAGUCAAUCUUUAGCAUGUUGUGGGUAUUAAUAAGACAUUUUUUAGAAUUGAAAACAAUAGAAAUUAUCAUUUUUUUUGAAAAUUUUGACGAUACAAAGAGUGAGUUCUUGAUGAACCUUUAUGACCAGGUAUCGUUUUUAGAGUUAUAAUAUCUUAUUAAAACCAGAAGAUGCUUUAUUCUGUUGUAAGUGUCAGAUAUUGUCCACAGUCUUAGUUUAUAUACAGUAUGUUGUGUGUGGCAGGAUCUAACUUUAAUAUGGGCAUUUUAUUCACUAGUGUUCCUUUCCUCUCUGGGAAUAAGCGCUUUAAGAUCAUCAGAGAGGAAAGACACUGGUCAUAUGGGAGAUGAGAUGCAUGCAUAAAUUAGUUACAAGUUAUGUAAAAAUCCUUCAUGUUACUGCCUUAACACCCAAGUGAACUCAGGAACCAUUUCUGAAUAACUGUUUUGUCUUUUAAAAAGCCUUCAGAUGACUGACUCUGAUAAAUCUGUCCAUGUGAAAGCUCAGUUUGUUCUCUGCCGUCCUUGUUGCAGUGCUUGUGUGAAAUAUGUUACACUUCAAAUCACAGUGAAAGGCUUCACAUCUGAGAAGUUUGUGCUGUUCACGACAUGUCAAAACACACUCAGCUUUUUUGCCCUAAGUCUUGAAAUAUUUCUCCAACCUCCUCCAGGUAAGAUCAAGUACUCGGAGCAGGUGUAUGACUCCUGCAUGGAGGCGUUUGAUUGCUUACCCCUGGCAGCCCUGAUGAACCAGCAGUUCCUGUGUGUGCAUGGGGGGCUUUCACCGGAGAUACACACACUUGACGACAUAAAGAAGGUACAACAAGCAGAGCACACAUACAUACUCACAACAGUGUCACAACAACACUGUCUGUGGAAUCAGACUUGUUUCAUUUUGUAUUAAUUGAAAUGAUCUGAAAUACAACUCAGUUAAAACAAAUAACUUUAAGGAAAACAGUUUUGUAAGUUUAUUGUAUAGUAAUUUCUCAUAACUUCUAAACAGACCUAGACAUGCUUAACAGCUGCUGCCAGUCUCACAACAGCAGCGCCCCCUCAUUUAUUUUUCUGGUGUUUUGUCUUUUAUUUUUGACGAAUUUGUAACAGUCUUAUUGCAAGGAUUCACCAACAUCUUUUUCCUUCGAUCUUACUCAUUGCACGGCUGAAAUGUUUCUGAAAUUGAGCCAGUAUUUAGGUAGAGUGGAGCAGUCGGUAGCCAUGAAAUGAGCUAAAACGCAGUUUGACAGGGCUAUUGUGCAUCCAAACUGCGUCCACUACAAGUACUUCACUUCACCACUGACAGGUCCUGAGAACAGAAUGGCAGUGCUUCCCUAGUCCUCCACUUGUGACGGUCUGUUUACAACCAAAUCUCAAGUGGAGAGGUGUUGUUCUGACGUCUCAUGAGAUCUCACUUAUUGCAAGACACCUGAGGGAGAGUCACUGGGAGAGUCAGAGACCAGCCCUAGGCAAGACGCUUGACCCCACCCACCCACCCCUGCUGGCUGCACCCAGUGGCGUGUGAAUAGCAUUAGAUAAAAACUGAUGUCGCUUUACAUAUCAGCCUUUGCCUUCAGUGUGUGACUGUGGCAUGUUAUGUAAAGCACUUUGAGUGGUCAGAGGACUAUAGGAAAUACUAUAUCAACAUAGUCCAUUUACCACUUAACAGGAUUUCUUUGUUAUUUUACUUAAAUUUAACUUAAAUAAACACCUAAUUUAACAUGUUUACCAGCAUCUACCAGACAAAAACAUGUAUAAACUCAUAAUCCUGCAAAUGCAGAUAAUCUGUAGGAGCCACAGUGAGAGAGACACAAACAUAUGCUGCAUGUAGGUAUAGAGUUCACCAUAACACACAAUACAAAUAAACACAGAUGAACACGCAAACAUGAGAACACACUUCCUCAUCUAAUGGCAGUGUUUCCAUGGUGAAUCUGCUGGUGUGACAUCUUCUCUCUCCGGUGUGGUGAGGGUUGCUAUGGAGAUGCUCUGCUCUGACAGUAUAUAUGUGUGUGUGUGUGUGUGUGUGUGUGUGUGUGUGUGUGUGUGUGUGUGUGUGUGUGUGUGUGUGUCAUGUGUAUUAUUUCUUAUUUCCUUUUGUUAUUAUUCGAUAUGUGAUGAUGGAACUUUAUGUUUUGGUGAGCCUAUGUUAUGUAUGUGUGUGUGUGUGUGUUUGUCUAUGUGUGCGAUGCUGUGUGUGUUUGGUUGUCUGUCCUAGUUGGACCGGUUCAAGGAGCCCCCAGCGUUCGGGCCCAUGUGUGACCUGCUGUGGGCUGACCCCCUGGAAGACUUUGGCAAUGAGAAGACCCAGGAAUACUUUGGCCAUAACACAGUCAGAGGCUGCUCCUAUUUCUACAGGUACAGGAAAACAAGAACCCUCACAAAGUCUUUGCUGUUGACCGAGCAAAAGGAACGAUUACAUAAGAGUUCUGGUAUUUUAGUUUCAGAAGAAACUCAACUUGAAUGUGAGUGAAGACUGUGUGGUAACUUUGACAUGUGUGGUUUCCAGCUCUGAUAUAAACCAACCUGAGAUUCAAACAAACCAAAAAAAAAGUAUCCUUCAGAAUAAAAUUACACACCAGAGACAGUAUCCUUGAAAUUGGAAGUUGAAACAUAUAAAGUCAUAUUAAGACUGAUCCUAGUCUGGUUUUAUCAGAGCUCUGUUGAACUCAUAUGAUUUGUAUGAAUAAUCUGGUCUCCUUGUGAUCGCCUGGUGUCAGAGAGAUGUGACUUUCAUUGGUAAAUCAUGAAUUCAAUUAGUUCUAGGUGGACUUUAGGCUAUUGGUUUGGGAUGCUGGGGAGAGAAGAGAGCAGAACAAAUGCUUUAUAGAUGCACAGUUACACCACAUCCAGGAUCCAAUAACAAUCAUUGGGAUUUGUACAAGAGAGAAAAUCUUGGCUGGUGUUCACACACACACACACACACACACAUUUAGUGUGCUAGGAAACACAAAAAUACAGCACAUUCACAAACACAUACACACAGUUCCGUUUCAGCAUGAAACGAUAUCCCACAAUCCCCAGGGAGACUGCACGGUUCUGUUGCUAUGACGACUGGCUACUCCUGCCAGAUAUGGAGUGAUAUUAAGAUACAGUGGGAGAAAGAGGGAGAGCAACACAGGAGGAGGGUGGCGAUGGUGAUGAUGUUGUGGUAGGAGAUGAAGGAUGUGAGAAAAUAUAAAAAUGGAGGAGUGUUCAGAGUUGAGAUGCAGAGGGGCCUUUGGUUCAGGCACAGCUGGGAUGUUUACAUGGAGGAGUUGGUGCUAUGGCAUGCUGUCAGUCGAAAAACAGUGAUUGUCUGUGUUGAGCACAAGCAGCAUCAGUCAACCAUCUACUGUACUCUUGAGGAGGCCAUGAGCCCCGCUUACAGCUGCCUUGUGCUCACUGAUGCUCCCUGCUGGUGUGAGUCAGAAGUGACAUUAGAAGACUUCAAGCCCACUCAUCUCCCACUGCUCGACAUCCCACUAAAUACUUCCAUCUGCUUUGUGGCUUACAGCAGUACUGUGAAUGUAAGAACAUGUGACUGUGUUUUCAGGAGAGGUGAUCUUUCUGGAUGUUUUUUUUUCUUACCCUUGUUUGUGUAUAUCCACCACCUGGUCUGACUCUCUCUUCAAAUAUCCUUUUUCUUUAAGUUACCCGGCAGUGUGCGAGUUCCUCCAGACCAACAACCUGCUGUCAAUCAUCAGAGCGCAUGAAGCACAGGAUGCUGGGUAAGCUGACAGACUAUUGCUGCUCAGUCCGUCUGAGGAAGCAAAUUAAAAAACAGAGAACAUGCUCUCUGUGUCCAAACCAAAACAAUCAUAAAAAUAAAGCCACUAAAUUCAAGAUUAAUGCAAAAACCGUAUUAUUCCACAAUGCACUGCGUAAGACAAAUGGAUUUGAAAUGAAUGAAACGAAAUUUAUUUUUGAACAUGAGAAUCAACAAGGAAGCAUUUUUCACAUGAUAUUUCUCAUAGAAAAUCAAUUAAAUUAAAGAUUUCUACAUGCUCAAAAAAGGAGAAGGAAGAAGCUAACUUAUGUUUACCUUCCCCUUUUAUACAUCUUAAUUUUUUUUAACACGGGUACUGUUUAUUUUAUCAAAGUACGGCCAUUUUUUUUACUACACAUACUGUAUCACAGUGGGUUAACAUGCUGAUUGAUACAAAGCCACUGACUAACCUUGAUUUGAUGUGCAGACACAAUCCUGGCUUGGUGGCAGGAUGUGAUAUAAAAUGCCAACGCAUUUAAACAAAUGUGUGAAGUGUCAGAAUUAUUGAGUCAAAAAUGCAUUUUCUUCAGAUGAGCUUCACAUCAAUCAUUCCUAUGAUUCUUCAGAUAUUUGAGCAGCUCCUUAAAACCUCUUAUCUGUUCAGUUCAAGAGUUUUGUCUUUGUGGCUCUGUUUGAAGUUACACUUUAAACAUCUACCUUAAUGUUAGCUCCCACGAUAAGAAAGAGGGGUUUACAGAUAGACUGUUCCUUUAGUAGUGAGAUUAAAUCACUUACUUUUUAGGGCAUUAAAAAAACCACUCUAAUGCCAACCAGUUUGAGCCUGUUUAUUCUGGCUGAGAUAUACGUGUAGAGCAUUUGCAUUCUGUUUGGGAUUUCAGAUCAAUCUUAACUGGAUUGCAAGGCCUGAUGUAAAUGUAGUCACAUAGGUUCCCAAAGAGGGGGGAGGGGGCAACCUUGCACACUCAGAGCAGUGCUAUAGAGGACAAGAUGAAAAUCACCCCAGCCAAAAAGAAAUCAGCACACCUCUUCAUGGAUUUGUUUGUUUUAUACAAGGAAAUUUCCAGAUGAUUGAUGAGUUUGGGGUGAACUUUGUCAAACAAGAUGCUGGGCUGGGUUCAAAACUAAAGGCAGCAUGACUAGAGUUUUUUGAUUGUGAUUGAGUUUCUACAUCCUACUUCAGCUCUGAAAUGAUCAAAUUUUAGCUGGCAGCUACACUCCAACGCUGUGGGCUUCCAGUACCCUGCUUAGUGACAUCUUUGCUUUACCAGUCAGUUUUGCCUACACAGCUUCAUUUGCUUUUUAAAUGCAUGGCUGUCUCUCCUUAAAACAGUUGCUGUGUGGUUUAGAAACUUGAAAACUCUGGACUGUCAUACAAAACAGUUUUUCCCCCUCUUUUACCUGAACAGUUUGUGUUCCUCUCUUCAGGUACCGUAUGUACAGAAAGAGUCAGACUACAGGUUUCCCCUCCCUCAUUACAAUCUUCUCUGCUCCAAACUACCUGGAUGUCUACAACAACAAAGGUCUGAUGCAAAGUUGCAUGAUAUACUCAUACUGACAUAUACAUACACAUUUUUAACUUGAUCUAUUUUUUGUUGUUUUUAUUACAUAUUUAAUAUUUGACAUUAUAUAAUUUGGGUUACAUUGACAUAUUGUGUACAUCAGGCAUGCUCUGUUGUUAUAACAUUUUAGUUUGUCCAUCUUAAUGUUCGCUUCACUUCGAGAUAGCGUUACCAUUUCAGCAUCAUGAAGGAUUAUAAAAACAGUGUAAAAGAUUAUUUUCUCCCUGAAAACAGGUCUGGUUUCUAAACAUCUCUCUAUUUUUGUUUGUUGUAGUUUCUACUUGUUUAGUACUUUUUUAACAGAGGUUCCUUUAUAAAAAAGUUUUUUGUGCAUGUGUCAGUGGGACUAGUCAUGAUAAAUCAGAUAAUACUUCAUUGAUCUGGGUUACAUUGUAAGACUUGAAAAAGAGUAGAAAAAAAAAAUCCAAAAGAAAAUGGAUAAAAAAGAAUAAAGAUAAAGAAUAAUUAAGAUUAAAAAGUGGUAUAUAUAACUGUUAUUUUACAGUUAUUACUGAUUAAGCUACAGUAUUGAAUGACAUAAGUGAGAAAUAUAUACAUCCAAGGAUAAUCUAAAUCUGUGAAACUGUGGUAUGGUGUAUGAAACAGAAAAAUAAUAUUAAGUGCUAACACAAGAUCUUAUAAUAAAAUACGUAUAAUAAUAAGUUCUAAUAAUAUAAUGUAACAAUUCAAUACAAUACUGUACGAUAAACUGUAAAAUAUUUCACAACUAUAUAUUAUAGUUGAAUAAAAUAAAAUAGAAGUUAAAAAUAAAAAAUAAAUCAAAUAGGACAGACUAGAAUGUAAUAAUGCAAAGCGAAUGGGAGAUAAAAGACAAAACAAUAAAUUGCAGUACAUAUAAUAUAAUAUAAUAUAAUAUAAUUUAGUGUAAUAUAAUAUAAUAUAAUAUAGUGUAAUAUAAUAUAAUAUAAUAUAAUAUAAUAUAAUAUAAUAUACAAACCUACAUACAUAUAUUUAUCGCUAUUUUGGGGUCUUGGGGGGCUAGACCUUAUCCCAGCUGUUAUUGGGCUAGGGGCAGAGUACACCCUGGACAGGUUUCCAGACUAUCACAGGCCUAAACAGUAUAAUGUAAUAAAAAAUAAGUACAGUACAGGCAAAUAAAGUUAGAAAAUGAAUUAUGAGGGGCAACACUACAGGCUUUUUAAAGAAAGUAUCAUAUAGAUACAAUAUGCAUGCUUGUGUGUGUGUUUUUGCAGCGGCUGUACUGAAGUAUGAGAACAAUGUGAUGAACAUCCGUCAGUUCAACUGCUCUCCUCAUCCCUACUGGCUGCCUAACUUCAUGGACGUCUUCACGUGGUCGCUGCCUUUCGUGGGCGAAAAGGGUAUUAAACACACUCGUGUUUUUCUAAUUUCCCACCUGCAGUACAUUACAAUUAAAACAAACUACAGUUUAUCUCCACUGGUACUUUGAUUAUCAAGGGAUUCAUCACAUCUGGUCUAAAGUUCAAUUUCAGUGCAUCAGUACUGGAGGAAAGUACCAAAGAUUUGCCAAAACUACUGCUAGAUUUUUAAAAUUUACUAUGAAGAGAAAAUCACGAUGUAACCUCUGACUUAAAGUGUUUGCAGUGAAUUUCUGUCAUUUAGUCAGUUAUAGCUCACUAACUAUGCAGCUGUAGCCUCUGAGUGAUGGGACCUGCUUUUUUCCUGCCUUGAAGUUUGAACAUUUUCUUUUCUCCCAAAAAAUUGCUGUAGGUAAAAUUUGAAUAACCAAAAAGUCUUUUCAAAGGCUGUCAGACUAACAGUUAACACCAGUAAACACAAUUCAGUAACAAAUCAGCAGAAGGUAUUAUUCCUUUAUACACUUAGAAGAUGUACAACCCUUACUUACAGGAGUAGGGUCUACUCACCAGCCAUCCAUGACAACAUGUUGUCUGUGUGUGUGUGUUUGUGUGUUCUUCUUCUACAGUGACUGAGAUGCUGGUCAACGUCCUCAGUAUCUGCUCUGAUGAUGAACUCAUGAAUGAUGGAGACGAAAUCUACGAUGGUAAAACUCAUUCAGUACUGCACUAUGAUUUUUGAAUUACAUAUCUCAGAUAAUGUUGGUUUCAAUGUUAACAUUUGUGAUUGAAAACAGUUUGAUGUAGUGUAUUUUUAGAUGACAAAAAUAUAUGAGAAGAAACAAAAAUGCAAGAUAUCAUCGUUUUUAAGUGUUACAAUUGCAUUUUGCUUUUGUACAGCAAGUGCAGCCGCAGCAAGGAAAGAGGUGAUCAAGAACAAGAUUCGAGCCAUUGGGAAGAUGGCCAAAAUGUUCUCUGUUUUACGGUGGGUUGAGUUGUGAUUGGAUAUGCCGUACUGUCUGUGUGUAUGUGUGCAGUUGUGUUGUGUUCAAGACCAAUAAGACGUUGUUCAAGGCCAGCUUCAGCAGGAUGAUGGCUACUCUAACUCCUAGCCAUCAGUGAGAGCAAAGAAAAAUAUAACCUAUAUAUAAUUUGAGACUUUAAAAAGGAGGUAUGUAACCCUUUAAAGGGAUAUUCUGGCGUAAAAUUUAUUAAGGGUCAAAUACACCAGAACACCGAGUUAGACACCCCAUCGAGAGAUGAAUGUUACCGACCGCUUGCUUCUCUAGUUAUACCAACUCUAGUAACAACCACAUGAUAGCAAUACACAGUGGUCUGAGGAGCCAUAAACAAACCUCAACCAAAACGCCACUCUAUAGCCACAAAUAAUGCUCAGAACAGCACCUAACUUUAUCAACAGUACAUAUAGGGUCCCAGCCAUAGUACUAGCCACCAAACAUCUUUUUAACUUUGCCUAAUUUCUUUAGCAAAGAGACUAAACACAACUCACCUACUCUCUUCCAGCAGCCGCUUGUUUGUAGGGGGACCUCAGGUCAAUCCAUUACGGACUGCUGUGGGGUGAUGCAGCUCAUGGAAGAACAUUUAUGAUCAUUACGUCAUGGAAAUGCAAUCAGACCGAGAUGCUAAGGCAGAAGAACUACAGUGUCUGUAGUGCAAAAUGAUUAAAAUGAUGAUUAUUACUUCAAGGAAAUGAUAAAGAAAUGACUGUAAAUGUUCUUCCUUGAGCUGUGUCACCCAGCUGCAGUUUUUUUUCAGAUUUCCUGAUUAAAUUUGAUGGACAUGUUAAAGGUUGUGCAAAACUGUAAAACAGCUUAAACUGUUUCAGUUUGACAAGACCAUGAAGCUUAGCAAUUUAUGCAUAACAGCUGAGGCCAAACCAACAACAUGCGCACCCUUGAGGUCUAAUGGAUCACAAAUUUGUUCAACCUCUGCUACAGAAAUAAGAUUUACAGAGUUCUGACAGUUUUGUUAACUUUUCAUUCAUAAAACUAUUUUUUAAGAGUGUGAACAAACUGUAAGAAGCCUGUAAGCUGGUAAAGAAAGAAAGUUGUAAAACCAGAAUUGAAGGAGCAGUUAAUGGAAACUGUUUGGCAGCAAAACAAAGAACAUUAUUCAGUCAAUCAUCCUCCCCAGAGAGAGUGUGAAUCUGAGGAAAGAUUUACUCUCUGUAUUUAAGAAACUGACAGAACUAAAGAUUUAUAAUACACCAACAAAGACAUAGCUGAAACUGAAGGAAGUCUGUUAAGUCAAAUUAUUGAUCACAAAUAAAUAAAUAAAUGCACACCUUGUGUGUACUUACAAACAGGAUCAGACAUUAACACCUGCCUCAUGCCAAAUGUGGGUAAUUCUCAGACAGCUUUGCCCCAUGUGGAGGGUAAUCAUAUUUACAGCUGAAGUCAUGUAACAACAGUAACCUCUUAUGGAGCACCUACAACUUCUGUUUCAUGAUUUUCAGCAUCUCUGAUCUUUGCAGCAUCAGUCCGACACAUGUAAACUCUGAUAUGGUAUCCUACUGUCUCUAUACGGGUCUUUAUCUUAAACGGGGUCCAAUGUUUCCUUGCCUAAGCUCAUCCUACUACAUGCUCUCUAAUUUCUGAUUUUAUUUAAGCCUAACUGGGGACAGGGGUUGCAAAUUAGCCACGAUUAGAAACCUGUAUGCAUGGCAUGAACCAUAUACUGUAUAUAGAAUGGACAGUCUGCCUCCUCGCUGGGUGAAGCCACUCUGAGAACAGCACCCUCUGUUGACGGGCUACAGUAUAGGUCAUAAAUCCCGCCUCCACCAGCAAAGCUUAUGGAGCUGUGGACAAACUUUAGAAAUUUAUUACACAGAAAAUAAUUUUUUCUCCCCCCUGCUUGUGAUGUUGACAUGUAGUUACAGUAAGACUGGUUUGUGCUCAAGUCCUUUUUUUUCUGCGAAGCUCCGUUUUUAAAAGUUAUUAGGGGGUUCAUGUUUUCUAUGAUUGACACCUGAUACAGCCUACGGGCGUUCAGGGAUUGCGUAGCUCACCCGGGGGAUACGCUGUUUGAGCCGAGCGUCAUCACAGCAACUAUCAGCAACCUGAAUGCGCGCAUCGCUACUGCGCAGCGCUGGUUUCAGGAAAUGAAGAAAAAUCCCGGAAAUACCGAGAGCUUUUUGGCUUCAAAUUCGUAUACAGGCGGUAGGCGGAACCAGGUUGUCCAUAGUAUAUGCAGUCUAUGGCAUGAACACUAUAAAGCAGUGCCUCAUGCAUUUGUCCCCGUCAAAUGAACAAGUAAAUAAAUAGUUUUAACCAACAAGCACAUGCAUGUGUGAUUUCAGGUUAGGUAAAGUGUUCGAUUCCCUGUAAUUCUCUCUCUUUUUUUUUUUUUGAUCUAAAAACACCAACACAUCAUCUCUGUCUGUCUCUCAGGGAGGAGAGUGAGAACGUGUUGACCCUAAAGGGACUGACACCAACAGGAAUGCUGCCCAGUGGAGUCCUCUCUGGGGGCAAACAGACCCUGCAGAGCGGUGAGUUUUUUCACACACUGACACACAGAGAGCUACCUGUAAUCCUGGACACAUGUUCAAAACAAAAUAAGCCUCCACAGAAACAUGCAGACAAUGUUCAAAUGUCUGCUAUAGAGCAUCCUUUGGUUCCUUCCUGCCCUCUUCCCUUCUCUCCUCUCUUCCUCUCCUCUCAUUCCUCUGCCUCACUGACUCUGUCACUCUCUCCGCCUCACCUCACUGGCACUGAGGUUACUAACAGCCUGCUGGUCGUAUGUGUGAGAGUGUGUGUGCGUGUGUGAAUGACAGAGAGAGGGAGAGACAGUUAGAGAAAGUAAAGGGCAGUAAUGCUAGGAGAGCACAGAAGGUCAAAGAGUGUGUGAGGUGGAUGUGAGCAAACACCAGCUACUGCUAAUGCUAGGUGCCCUGUGAACCUGCCAUGGCCCCUACAAUGCUUCUCUGAGGGCCAUCACAUGACUUAAGCCUGAAACAUGCCUCUAAGUGCACAAAUUUGCAAGCGUCAUACAUUAGCACACACAUGAACAUGUAAACAGCGUGUAUCAUUAUUAUUUUUUCUUAUUUUUAUAUUUAUCUCUACUUUCAUUAAAUACUUAAAUCCAUUUUCCUAACUCAAAUGUUUCCUCAAAAGGUAGUCUGUACUUGUUUUUAAGGUGAGCAGAGUUAGACACGUUUGCGGUUCACUCACAGCACAGGAGGGUGAGGUGUACAUGGCAGCAUUAUGGCCUUUAAAAUACUUUGACUGUAAGUUAACCUCUGAUUGGGUAAAAAGUGGCUAAAUUGUCCUUUGUCCUUGUGUUUGAAAUUGGGUGAAGAUGAUUUUGGCUAAAUUUUCCAGGCAAGGUUUGCAUCCUCAGGUCAUGACGUUUUCAAGCAACUGCACAGAAGCAUGUUUCAUCCUUCACUUCCCUCUCCUUCUUUUACGCUUUUCUUUUUACUUUACUCCUCUCUCGGAGUCUAUCAUCUUUUUCUCUCUUUCUGUCCUCCCUUCUUUUCUCUUCUUCACUUCUCUUUGCCCAUCCUUCAGCUACCAUUGAGGCCAUAGAAGCAGUCGAGACAGUUAAGGACGCCGAAGGUAAAAUCACAAUCAUUUCACUGUGUGUGUGUGUGAGUGAGUGAGUGAGUGUGUGGGUGUGCCGUGUGUGUGCGCACACGUGUGUGUGCAGCAUGGUUGCGCUCUCAGCCACCCAUGCUCAUAAGGUCAUAGAUUUCUUAACCAUGAUGCACUGAGCUCUUCUAACCAUAUCAGUGCUCACAACAGAGCCUAAAACUAAUGCACGCUGCAACCACCACAUCAAAACAUGCACACAUUUCUCUGUUUCUUUCUCUUCAGUCUCCUCAGAAAUAAAAUCACAGCACUAUCUUUUUCCAGCACAAAGACAUACGUGCACAAAGAUCUUAGUUGCACACACACACACACACACACGAGAAGGAGAGCAGGCUGUGGGUGGGAGUGGGUGUGAGGGUUAGCAAUGUCACUCAGACUCCUUAUAGUCUGACUCUGCAGUGAGUUACAGUCUCCCUCCUGUUUCUCCUAGUCUUUGCUGUAGAUCUUUAGAAGACAAACAUGUAAUCAAUCUGUUUCUAUACAACCUGCAGCAGAACAGAAGUCACCUGUGUCCAAAAAAAUAAACCUGUGCUAAUAGAUAAGGGAAAAAAUCCCAUGAAUUUUUACAAACCAAUCCUCAAAACUGGAUCUGUGGUCAAACUCAGCCUUUCAUUGGUCGUUCAACCAUAUCUGUUGGCCUCUUUCAGCAAAGAGGACCUUAAACUUAAAGACCUACAGUAAGUCCAGAACUUAAGUCACAUGAUGUGACAGGUAUCUGUACUUACAGUGAGUAGUUUAAUGUUUGCCAAAGACCAGUGGACAUUAUAAGGAUCUGCUAAACUACUUUGACUUUAGGUGAUUUAAAAUAAAUUUUUAUACUACAGCUGAGAAUAAUGUCCUAAAAUUUAGCCAAUUUUACAUUUUCUACCUCCAUUUAUGUUUGAAUGAAUGACUGAUGUGGAGUUUUUCAGGUUCUUCUGUGCUACUGAACAGAUUGUGGCCAUGUUUUCUUGUGUUUAGUGUAUUGUAUGUUUUGUACACAAGGUUAGUUAUUGCUUUGCACGAUGUAGCCUUUUGUGUCUGUAUCUCUAGUGCUGUCCCUUGCUUACUUGAGCUACAGUCCAUAAUUUGUUUCAGCAAAUAAAUUAUGGGUGACUUGUGUAUGUUUAUCUGUUGUGUAAUUUAAGUGCAGCUGGGCGUCGGUCCACUAUGUAGCACAGUGGUGGCGUAUUUGUGAGUGCAGUGUGUGCAAAAGUGAUAUGACAGUAGCUGUUGUUCAAAAGUGGCAGCGAUCUCUUCAGACAGACCUCUUCAUCAGUCUCAGGAGCAUCUGCCCGUGCAGAGGCUGCAUUUCAGCAGAUCUCAAAGCUUCAUGCUGCAGAGGUUUUUCCCUAGUUUGCUAUGAAAUAAUAAACACCAUUCAGGUGGUAUCGCUCUCAUUCUCAUCAGCUUUUACUCUGAAGUUUUUAGGAUAAAAUAUAAAGGGAACCUCAGCAAUGAUUCAAAUCCUCCAUAAACUGAGAGGCUGGUUGAAACUGAAGAAGUAGAUUUUAGCAUAUCUCAGCUUUUAACGGCUAAUGUGGGUCAAGCUUCCAAAGAUCCUGAAUUCUGUAUUUCCCAUUAUGCAGCCCAAGUCUUACAUGCAGAGUACCCGCUGUCUUUAAACUCCAUUCCCCUCUCUCAUAAUGCAGACAUCUGUUAAAUGAAUAUUUAGACAUGCUUUUUGUCUUUUUGUUUGAUAAGUACAAAAACUCAGAUGCAAAAACAUCAAGUUUUAAAUUUUUUUUUUUAGUGGAAGUCACCGUGCCAAGAAAUAGUCCCAGUGUUGGACAACAAAAUCAAAGUGCUGUUGUUGUAUGGCUGAAAGUUACACAGUUUAUUCAGUCUUAAAUGUGAAGAUAAGCUAACUGCCUGAUGGGGCUUGCCGUAUAUAUGUAUUUUCAUGUUUUCAUCUAAAUCUCUAAAAAGUAGAGUAAUUUAAAAAAAAAAAGUGAAUUAUUCCAUCACACAUUUCCAAACCAAAGCUAAGGUGACACUGUCUUUAUUCCCCCGUGAUCAGCGAGCUAACCUACCUGCUAGGAUUUAUGUUGACACUGAGGAGCCUGUAGCUGUCAAAUCUAUAACCUCAGGAAAUACCUGACUUGUUAAUUUUGUCCCUAUCCCUUAUAUAGCAUGCAGGUCUGCAAUCUAUAAACAAUAGUUCCAAGCUAACAGCUGAGUGUCAAAAACUCUUCACAGUGGGAAAUAUAUUGUUAAGGACUUGUGAACGACUGCUUCUGUGCAGCUGUGCUUUGUUCCAUAUUCUGUGUCUCAUAGCAGCUAUUCUACUGUACCUGGUGUCUCAGACUACUGAUCUAGGAUCAGUGGCAUUGUAUCACUGACUGUAAUUUUCACUGUGAACCAUGGCGUUAAACUAAUCCUAGCCCAGUAUUCAGACAGCAGAUGAACAGUGAGUGGUGUGUGGAUAUUGGAGUUGCAUUUUAAGCAUAUUUGAGAGAACCUUGUGUAUACAAACCCAUACAGCCUUCAUGUGAAGAAUAAUGAAACAGGGUGAAAAUGAUUGAAAUAUCUUUGCAGGUGCUGCAAAAGAAGGCAAAGGUUAGAUUUAAUUAACACAACAUGUUGGUGAUGUGUCAACUUUUAAAUUUCAUAGAUGAUUGAACUAGCUUGAAACAUCCAUCAACUUAGACUUGAACCGUAAACAAAGGUGCCCUGACUACUUCACUCAAGGCUUGCAGUGGUCUGUAUGCACAAGCCUCUUCAAAUGUCUUCUGAAAUAUUAACCCCUUGUCUUAUGUAUGUUUGUGUGUGUCUGUGUGCAUCUGUCUGUGUGUAUAUUUGUGUGGGGGUCAUGCCUGCCUGUCUCUGCAGCCAUCAGAGGCUUCUCUCCGCAGCAUCGGAUCAGCAGUUUUGAAGAGGCCAAAGGUCUCGAUCGAAUCAACGAGAGGAUGCCUCCACGACGCGACGCCGUCAACAGCGUGGGCCUGUCUAUGGGCCGCAUGAACAUGGGAGAGCCUAACGGGACCGACAGCAACAGCAAUAUACAGUGAUGGACACACACACCCUCAGAUGCCCAGACACAUACCUGCAGUUACAACUCUGAUAUGGUACCAUAUUAUAGGUUCGUGUACAUAGGCAUAUAUACAAAAGGAAAGUGGAUCACACACAACAACACACACAACACACACACACACACACACACACACACACACACACACACACACACACACACACACACACACAAACGCAGUAUUUCAUACACUGAGGCUAAAGACUACAUGUCACAUCCACACACACAAUUACCUACCCCUCUCCUGUUGCCCUCAGCUGUAUGUAAAGGCAUGAGCGUACCCAGACUUUACCACCAAAGGCUGAGUCUCUUCAACGAACUAUUCAGCUGCAUUUAGAGAACUACAACUCCCAUGUACCUGCACAACAACAGGAAAGAAGCUACAAAAACACUCCCCAUGAGCGACACUGUAGGGUGACCUACAGUCCACCGUCUGUAUUGGGGAUCACCAGUGGGUGGACAGUGUCAGCAUGACGUGUCAGUGGUGUGUUGUAUCAGACGAAGUCAGGUGUUUGCAAGGGGGUGGGGUGGAGAUUGGUGACGAAGGUUGGGAAUUUAACAUAAUAUAUGCCUCUUUUUACUGUUUGCAUCCCAUAACAGGAAGUGAAACUAAACUUGUGAUUGGUUGAUUUUAUAGGGUUGUGGAUAUGCCUGCCUGUGUGCGUGCACAUGCUUCAAGAUGUAAAUGUCUGUGCAGUUAUAUUGGAAAAUGUGUUUUUGUUUGCAAACAUGAGCAGAUCUCCCCGUCAGCAAGGCAACGGCAACAAAACCUCUGAUGGGAACUGUGACGUGGCGGCUCAUCUGUUGCCUGUGUGGGGAUAAAGUCAGCCGCAGUCUAAUCUGAGCCCUUGCUGCCCUCUCCUUCUCCAGAGGAGAUACUUGUUUGCUUUUGUAGCACCACACUGCACCCAUCCUUUACUCCAAGCCAAGUGAAGGACCCCCCCAAAAAAAACCUCUGGUCCCAGCCCGUUUAGCUUUGAACUGGGCCAAGAUCUGAUUGGAAGCGAGUGUUUCUCCCAACCUGUUGCGUGUAAAUAGGUAACACUGAGAGGUUUUAUUGCACAUCUGAUGCAUAUGGUAAAAGAUACAUGAUGCAGUAUAGCAAAAGUAAGAUGCUUAAUGUCUGUGAGGGAGCUGGGGCAAAUAGAAAUGUGAAGUCAAACCCGACUCAUUCUCUUUCUACAUCCUUCUUUCUUCCCGUGUAGCUGUCGCUACCAAACAGCAGCGAUGGCCGGGAAUCUGGCCUAAAAAGCAGGAAAUGAUAUAUCAGAGAGGAAACAGACUCUUCUGGUUUAGGCAGCUGUUAAGGCAGCAGAGAAAAAGGCAGAAGAGAAGGUCUUUGUAAAGCAUUUAUAUUAACGCAUCAGUGCAUGCAGAGUUAAGUUCUUUGAUAAUAAUGUGAAGAUUAUAUUUGUGCUCUGUGUUUCACUAUGGUAGGAAAUUUUGUUCUUUUGGUUUUCUGGAUAAUAUUAAUGAACUGAGGAAUAAUGAAUAAUUUAUUUUGUACAUAAUACUGAUUUAUUUAUUUUUUUGUAUUCAUUUUGUCUUAACUUUUUUUUUCUUUUCCACUUUUUUCACGACUUUAAUUUCGAGUUUCUUUCGACGCUGUACAGACUGACAGUGCGCUUCUAUUCAGAGUGUCAAGUCCACGUUCUCUCCUCUCUUAUUUGUCGAUGUACAGGAGUUGUUUUUAAUGAUAAAUAUGAACAAUGAUAAACAGUUAUUAAACUAGCAUUGAUGAAUGGCCAUAUUAUAUACAGAGGCACAGGCAUUCAGGCAGCCAAAAGCAUGAUUGCAUGGUUAGAACUUGCGCUGUUCAAAGCAAAAAGCAGCAAGACACAUUUUAACAGAAGAGCUGGUGUGUUGCCGUCACAAUUUAAAGGAAAAAAGUGUACUCUCUCUCUGAUCAUAAUUCUUGAUGAUUCCUCUUGUUAUUUGAUGAUAUUUAUGAUUCUAUGAUUAUUAUGAUUCUAUUUAUUAUGGACAUUAUUCUUAAUCUUUAAGCUCUCUCUCUCUGCUGGUUGCUCUUCAUGUUACGUUGCUCCUUGGUUGAUCUUGUGCUUCUUUGGGUGAGGUGAACCCCCAUGGGAGACCCUGUGCCAUAGAAAUUGUGCCACGGUUCUUACUUUCUCUCUCUCUCUCUGCUCUCUCUCUCUAUCUCUCUCUCUGCCCUCUCGCUCUCUUUCUCUCUCUGCUCUCUCUCUCUCUUUCUGUUUUGACUCCCCAGUCACUAACACUGUACGCAUGCCCCAUGGGACGAUCCACUUUUUUACUCUUGAAUAAAAUAUGCAUGAACCUUUGAUAUGGAUACUGAUUCUUUUGUUACUUUCUAC